Molecule: messenger RNA, 1146 nt
Organism: Eufriesea mexicana
Lineage: Eukaryota; Metazoa; Arthropoda; Insecta; Hymenoptera; Apidae
Product: cell cycle checkpoint protein RAD1
Exons: 8
Coding region: 1-1116 (371 amino acids)
Biological process (GO): DNA repair; DNA damage checkpoint signaling
Cellular component (GO): checkpoint clamp complex
Molecular function (GO): zinc ion binding
Source: RefSeq, a predicted model, not a curated record
AUGAGUGUAAAUGAACAGUUAACAACAAGUGUUUUCCCGCUUAGUACGUACGAUAAAAAAUAUGCAGAAUUUGUAAAUAAAGUAUUAAAAGAAUCAGCUGACAGUUUCGAAAAAGAAAAAAAAUUUUUAGAUAAUGUACUGUUAAAUCUGUACAAUGUAUUUGGUGGUAUAUUUGAAAGAGCAUUAGAGUUAUAUGAACAAGGACGUAUAACAUAUAUCUUUGCUUCUGAAAGUGCCGGUGUUGCACCUUACAGUAACAGAAAUAAUGCCAGAUAUUUAGUACAAGUUAAGGGAUUAUCAGGAGCAAUAUACACGUUUUUUCCAGAUAUAAAUUAUUGUAUUUGUGCUUCCUUUAGGUGUCAAGUGUUAAACAAUAAAUCUCUAUUCACUUGCAAACAUGUUUUAGCAGUUUGGUUAGCUUCAGUUACAAAGGAAAAGGUGUCCUAUCAAUAUAUAACAGAGAAACAAUUGCAAAAUUUGUUAUUGUAUCAAACAAAUGCUACAUGUUUUGGAACUGAUAAUGGUUUAAAAGUAACAGUGGAAGAUGCAAAAUGUAUGCAAGCUAGCGCUUAUAUUCCAAUUCGUGUAUUUCAAGUGUUUAAUUUAAAGGAGGAUGGUAAUGGACAUCCUGUAACAGUUCUAAUAGAAGAAAAUGGUAUUAUAACGGACUGUUCUUUAAAAACUCAAGAUCCAGAUGAGUUAUUAGAUUUUCAUCUUGAACCAGAAAAUGUUUUAAACAAAGUAGUUCUUCAAACUGAAUUAUUAAAGGAUGUCUUAUCAGAACUUGAUUCUACUAGCGAGUUGAUCAAUUUGCUUUUGUCUCCUUCUCCACCCUUUUUUCGUAUUAGUACAGCUGGUUUAGCUGGACUUUGUCAUAUAGAAUUACCUCACGAUGGCGAAUUGGUCGAUAACUUUCAAUGUACUUCAAAAGCUAUAUCCAGUUAUAAACUUUCACAUAUUAAACCAGCCAUGAAAGCAUUAUCGUGUGCAAAUAAAGUUUCUUUGAGGACUGAUACAUGUGGACUAUUGUGUUUCCAAUACAUGGUUAAAACUGAGGAAACUCAUAUUUGUUACAUAGAGUAUUAUAUUUCUCCCGUGAUAGACGAAGAUGAAUAACUUUAUUUAUUAUGAUAAGGAAAUAGCGGG